This is a messenger RNA of Aspergillus tanneri, 264 nucleotides long. RefSeq lists its product as uncharacterized. The record is from RefSeq and is a predicted model, not a curated record. NCBI's taxonomy places the organism in Eukaryota, Fungi, Ascomycota, Eurotiomycetes, Eurotiales, Aspergillaceae. Bases 1 to 264 code for a protein of 87 amino acids. The transcript has 3 exons.
AUGCCUACCUGGUAUAUUCAUUUCCCUCUGGUCGGUAUCUCCACUGGUGCACCGAAAGUGGAACAACUCCAUCAAACGCUCUUCGAGGUCCAGAAUAGAAUGACCACCCUCUGGCAAGUCCAGGUUGCUGCCCCCGCUGGCGGCUUGCUCAUCCGGGUCACCGUGUCGGAGAAUAAUCAUGAACUGAUCAUUGCUACGGCGGAGUCUAUGCCUGGAGUUAUCUCCAAGGAUGUCGACUCGUUUGAAGAAUUGCAUUGCGCGUGA